Messenger RNA from Manihot esculenta (cassava), 1881 nucleotides. RefSeq names its product beta-glucosidase 24. Gene Ontology annotation, molecular function: beta-glucosidase activity. The transcript has 13 exons. The record is from RefSeq and is a predicted model, not a curated record. The coding region runs from base 19 to 1677 and encodes 552 amino acids. Lineage: Eukaryota; Viridiplantae; Streptophyta; Magnoliopsida; Malpighiales; Euphorbiaceae. Gene Ontology annotation, biological process: carbohydrate metabolic process.
GUCAUACUACCAUAAAUUAUGGCUAUGGCUACUAAACACUCUCUUCUGCUGUUAGGGAUUCUCAUCUUCUUCAAAAGCUUGUCGGCUCUUACUAAGCCAGCAAUGGCAGAUGACAUCCCUGCAGACUUUAGUCGCAGGUAUUUUGGAGAUAAUUUCAUUUUUGGAACAGCAACUUCUGCUUACCAGAUCGAAGGCGAAGCAAAUAAGUCAGGUAGAGGACCUAGUGUUUGGGAUAUAUUUGCCCAUGAGAGUCCAGAUAGAAUAUUGGAUGGCAGCAAUGGAGAUGUUGCUGUUGAUUUCUACCAUCGUUUUAGAGAAGAUAUUCUAAACGUGAAAAAUAUGGGUUUUAAAGCUUUCAGGAUGUCCAUUUCAUGGCCUAGAGUUAUACCCAGUGGAAGAAGACGCGAAGGAAUAAAUGAGAAAGGAAUUCAAUUUUACAGUAAUGUCAUCGAUACAAUUAUAGCAAAUGGAUUGGAGCCUUUUGUUACUAUUUUUCACUGGGAUACUCCACAAGCUUUGGAGGAUAAGUAUGGUGGUUUUCUAAAUCGUAGUAUUGUGGAUGAUUACCGUGAUUAUGCGGAUCUUUUAUUUGAGAGAUUUGGUGGACGAGUGAAAUUUUGGAUGACAUUCAAUGAACCGUGGGCUCUUAGUGGAUUUGCUUACGAUGAUGGAGUUUUUGCCCCUGGUCGAUGCUCAGCUUGGGUGAAUCGUAAAUGUGAUGUUGGAAAUUCAUCCACUGAACCUUAUAUAGUUGCCCAUCAUUUACUUCUCGCCCAUGCUGCAGCUGUACAAAUAUAUAGAGAAAAAUACCAAACAGGAGAUCGUAAAAUCGGGAUAACUCUCUUUACCUUUUGGUUUGAACCUCUCUCUAAUAGAUCAAUUGACAUUGAAGCAUCCAGAACCGCUCUUGAUUUCAUGUUUGGAUUGUGGAUGGAACCUUUAACCCGCGGACAAUACCCAGCUAGUGUUCAACGAUUAGUUGGAGAUAGAUUACUGUCAUUUAAUGCCACAGAAAGUGCAUUACUUACAAAAUCAUAUGACUUUAUUGGGUUACAAUACUACACUGCAUAUUAUGCAAAUCCAAAUAUUGUCAUUGAUCCAAAUUUUAUCAGAUACAAAACUGAUAGCCACGUCAAUGUAACUCCUUAUGAUUAUGAUGGUAAUCUUAUUGGCCCUCAGGCCUAUUCACCAUGGUUUUAUAUUUUUCCAAAAGGAAUUCGGAGUCUUUUAAAAUAUACUAAAGAUACAUAUGAUGAUCCAGAAAUUUAUGUCACUGAGAAUGGUGUUGAUAAUGGAAAUAAUGAAACUCAACCCAUCGAAGAAGCGGUUCAAGAUGGAUUCAGAAUAGAUUAUUAUCGGAAUCACACAUGGAAUGUGCUAAAAGCGAUCGAGGAAGAUAGAGUUAAUGUCAAAGGUUACUUUGCAUGGUCAUACUUAGACAACUUUGAAUGGAAUAUUGGUUAUACUUCAAGAUUUGGUUUAUAUUAUGUUGACUACACAAAUAAUCUAACAAGAACCGCCAAGGAUUCGGCUAUUUGGUUCUGCAAAUUCCUUAAUUAUACAAAUUCAGAGCCAUGUAGGAACCUACGUCCAGAAAAUAUCAACCAGGUUACUUUAAACAAGAUCAUCGAGGUUGCUUCAAGGAAAUUAAGGAAGCUUGGCAAAUUCUAUAUAUAAUGCGAAGGUGUCAUAUCGAUUAGUGCAACUUGUGAGUUUCUUGAAGUUAAAUAAUGUCAUUGGACCACUGCUUAGCUCCAGUGACCUUGCUUGUGUUGUAAUAAAUUUGUUGGCAAUGCAGUUUCUCUUGCGGGAAUUCCAUGCAUGCCUUACUUUACUGCUAUUCUGUGUUUGAAAUAAAUGCUCUUAUCCUUUGAGCUUAAA